CCUUGCUUGUUGAGCAAACCAGAAUAAACCUCUACCGUCGGUCCUUCGAAGGAAAAAGAAAAAGAAUCAGAGGGCAACAAGGAAAAGGAAAAUGGCGUUGCAAUGGAUGAUACUGACGUACGUGGUGGCAGCCGAGGCAGCUAUAGCGGCACUCUUAACAUUACCCUCGCCUAAGCUACUAAAGGACCGAUUAGUUUCCCUCAUCUCACUCCUACUCCAGCCGGCUCUCUUUAUUGUUCCUUUUGCCGGAUUUCAGCUCCUGGAUAUAUAUUGGAAGAAUGAACAUCGAUUGAUGUGUGCCGGUGAGAGCUGCACUGCUUCUGAAAGAGAUCGUUAUGAGAAAUCUAUUUACAAAGCUCAAAGGAAUGUGAUUCUCUGUGUUUCAGCAUGCCUUCUCUACUGGUGUGUUUAUCGUAUAUGCAAAUACUACAAGGAGAUUCAGAGUUUGGAGGAAGUGGAGAAGAGGUACAAGAACCAGUAGCCUUUCCUCAGCUAUCCGUCCCCAUUUCACGUCUAUAAAUAUGAAUAUCAUGCAUUUGCAAGUUCCAUCUCUUAUGCAUGUGGCAUGUAUUUCUCCUAGCAUUAGGCUACGGCAUUUUCUCUUGGGAGAGGACAGUACGAACACUACUGGUUGGAAAAGUGUACUUUCUAUUUUUGAUAUUGUUUCUGUUCUAAUUUACCAGACGUUUUCCUUUAUGGUUUUC
Messenger RNA from Populus euphratica (Euphrates poplar), 704 nucleotides. RefSeq lists its product as uncharacterized. Gene Ontology annotation, biological process: endoplasmic reticulum to Golgi vesicle-mediated transport; intracellular protein transport. The transcript has 4 exons. Gene Ontology annotation, cellular component: endoplasmic reticulum; endoplasmic reticulum membrane. The record is from RefSeq and is a predicted model, not a curated record. Bases 92 to 481 code for a protein of 129 amino acids. NCBI's taxonomy places the organism in Eukaryota, Viridiplantae, Streptophyta, Magnoliopsida, Malpighiales, Salicaceae.